UCUCGCGGAAUCUAGAUAGGAUUUCUUUAAUUCCACUUCCAGAGCCACCCUUAGUAGAUUCAAGGAUGGCAGCUCCGGUGGUUUUGAACACCAGCAGGCAACUGUGGAGGCCGACCUUCUUGGCACCUCGUUCGGUGCAGGUUCUAACAGAUGACAGUCGCAGGAACAUGGCCUCGCAACAGACUAUUCCUCCACCAGCCAAAUAUGGAGGACGCCAUACCGUGACAAUGAUCCCUGGAGAUGGGAUUGGGCCAGAGCUUAUGCUACAUGUCAAGGAACUUUUCAGGCAUGCCUGUGUGCCCGUGGACUUUGAGGAAGUCCUGGUGAGCUCUGAGGCAUCUGAAGAGGACAUGAAGAAUGCUCUCAUGGCCAUCCGGCGCAACCGUGUGGCCCUCAAAGGAAACAUUGAGACAAACCAUAACCUGCCGCCUUCCCACAAAUCCAGGAACAACAUACUUCGCACGAGUCUGGAUCUCUUUGCUAACCUCAUCCAUUGCAAGAGUCUUCCAGGAGUUGCAACCAGGCACCAUGAUGUUGACAUCCUCAUCGUCCGGGAGAACACGGAGGGGGAAUACAGCAGCCUGGAGCAUGAGAGUGUCUCUGGUGUAGUAGAGAGCCUGAAGAUCAUCACAAAGGCUAAGUCGCUGCGCAUUGCCGAAUAUGCCUUCAAGUUGGCAGAAGAAGCUGGCCGCAAGAAGGUGACAGCCGUCCACAAGGCCAACAUCAUGAAGCUGGGUGAUGGUCUCUUCCUACAGUGCUGCAAAGAGGUGGCAGCUGGCUACCCCAACAUAUCCUUCGAUAGCAUGAUCGUUGACAACACCACCAUGCAGCUGGUGUCCCGUCCACAGCAGUUCGAUGUCAUGGUUAUGCCUAACCUCUAUGGCAACAUUGUCAACAAUGUCUGUGCUGGAUUGGUUGGGGGCCCGGGCCUGGUGCCAGGUGCUAAUUAUGGGCGUGACUACGCUGUUUUUGAAACGGCCACGCGUAAUACUGGCAAGAGUAUUGCUGGCAAGAACAUUGCCAACCCCACAGCCAUGCUGCUUGCCAGCUGCAUGAUGCUGGACCACCUCAAACUGCACAGCUAUGCAUCUGUUAUCCGCAAAGCAGUCCUGGCCUCCAUGGAUCAAGCAGAAACCCACACACCAGAUAUUGGGGGCCAGGGUACAACCUCAGCAGCUGUUCAGUCCAUCCUGAAACAGAUCAGAAAUGCUAACCCGAACCUGGCACAGUAAGCAACAUCCUGAAGCCCAGCUGCAACUGAAACAACCCCCCCGUCUCUAUAAAAGAGGCCAGAGCAACUCUGUUGUCUGUGACUGGAACAGACUCUCCCAUUCUAAACUAUCCAAGCACAAACUCCCGUCUUCUGUACAUAGUAAGAGGACAAUUCAUUCUCACCUCCUUAAAGGAAAUAAAUGGAAAUGUGAAUUCUUA
Molecule: messenger RNA, 1431 nt
Organism: Rhineura floridana
Lineage: Eukaryota; Metazoa; Chordata; Lepidosauria; Squamata; Rhineuridae
Gene: IDH3G
Product: isocitrate dehydrogenase (NAD(+)) 3 non-catalytic subunit gamma
Exons: 14
Coding region: 66-1232 (388 amino acids)
Biological process (GO): tricarboxylic acid cycle; isocitrate metabolic process
Cellular component (GO): mitochondrion
Molecular function (GO): magnesium ion binding; oxidoreductase activity, acting on the CH-OH group of donors, NAD or NADP as acceptor; NAD binding
Source: RefSeq, a predicted model, not a curated record